Molecule: messenger RNA, 1460 nt
Organism: Melitaea cinxia (Glanville fritillary)
Lineage: Eukaryota; Metazoa; Arthropoda; Insecta; Lepidoptera; Nymphalidae
Product: protein AAR2 homolog
Exons: 5
Coding region: 109-1299 (396 amino acids)
Biological process (GO): spliceosomal tri-snRNP complex assembly
Source: RefSeq, a predicted model, not a curated record
GUUUGUCAAUGUCAACGGAAACUGGGUGUAAAAUUGUAAACAUAUUUACUUUGUAUGUUGUAUUUUUAAUAUAAUUUACUGAGUUGUAUUUAUCACAAACAGUACAAAAUGGACCAAGACACUGCUAAAAAGCUCCUCGUUGAAGGAGGAACAUUUGUGUUUCUCGGUGUACCCGAAGAGACGCAAUUUGGUAUUGAUAUGCAAUGUUGGAACACAGACGAAGAUUUUCGUGGAAUAAAAAUGAUUCCGCCGGGCAUUCACUAUAUUCACUAUUCUGCUGUAAGUAAAGGAACUGGAGACAUUUCACCAAGGUCAGGGUUUAUGCAUUAUUUCGAAAAAAAGGAGUUCAUGGUUAAAAUGUGGGAUAAAAAUAUGGAAGAUAUAAGUAAGGAUGAAAUCAGCGAAGAAAGUAUUCAGCGUCUAAAAGACAAUCUUCUUAACAUAGAUAAACAUCUAGCUCCCUAUCCAUAUGAGAUUUGGCAAAAAUGGAAACUGUUAACCUCACAAAUAACAGCUGAAUUAGCAAAGAAAUUAUCUCCAAUAAAUGGUCUUAUCAGAGCUUCUGUUGACCUUCUUCCCAUGAGUGAUAAGGAUAGACCUAGAGGGGUUAAAGCAAAUGAAUCAAUGGAAUCCGAUUCUGAAUUAAAAGGCUGUCAAAGUGGUCAAUCUACAUCUGGCCAGUCUGAUGCUAAAAGGGUUAAAAGAACUACAAGAGAAGAAAAAGAAAAGGCUAUGUUACCAGAUUUAAAGCCAGCCCCAGGAGCAGCAAUGAGGUUUACAGAAAUACCUCAAGAUAAAUACCCACCAGGUUCUACAGCAGAGGAAAUCACAAAGCACUAUUUAGACCAAUCUUAUACUUUAGAUCUCAUGAUCUCACAACAUGAUGAGCCUCUACAUAUCAUUGGUGAGCUUCAAUUUGCAUACCUUUGUUUCCUUAUUGGGCACUCCCUUGAGGCUUUUGAACACUGGAAAAAUCUAGUAGUUUUACUAUGCUCCUGUGAUGAAGCUAUUCACAAACACAGGAGUGUUUUCUUCCACUUCAUCAGAACAAUAGAGAUACAAAUAGAUGAAAUGCCAGAAGAAUUUUUGGCAGAUAUUGUUAUGAAUAAGAAUUUAGUUUAUAAGAAAUUACGAGAGUUCUUCCGCACAGCAUAUGCUAGCAAGGUGGAUGGACGGUUACAGACUAUGAUUGAUAGGUUUAAGGAAAACUUAACACAAAAACUUCAAUGGGACUUUACAGGCCUAGAUAAUGAUGAAGAAGAUGAAAGACCUGUCAUAGUUAAAUUAAAUACAGAAUAAAUACUUAAUUGUAGAUCUUAAUGUAAUUCUCAAAAAGUUAUCUAAAAUGCUACAAAAUAAAUAAUUUCUGACAUUAAGUUAUAUUAGACAUGUAAUCUAACAGAAAUUAAUUUUUGUGUACUGUGUAUACAAUAUACAUUAAAAGUAUAUUAAAACCUAAA